GGGUCCCGCGGCUCCUGAGGUGGCGGCGGGUGCGGGAAGAGGCUCUGACCCGGGAGCCCCGCGGAGGAGCGAAACACGAGGGCCGCGCGGCGUCGGUUGCCGGCAAGCAGACGGGCCGGCCGGUGGCAGGAAGUACUGACAUAACCAUGGCAGAAGACAAAGGUCCACGAGUGGCUGACUAUUUUGUGGUGGCAGGGCUCACUGAUACAGAUACUGCAACACUCCUGGAGCAAGAAAUAAGCCGACAUGAAACAAAAUCAGCUGGUCCAAAAGCUCCAAUUACUGAUAUUGCUGUGAUAAUUAAAUCAGCAGGUGAAACUGUCCCAGAGGGAUACACCUGUGUUGAAGCCACCCCUACAGCCCUUCAAGCCAACUUGAACUAUGGAAGUUUAAAGAGUCCUGAACUUUUUCUUUGUUACAAGAGAGGACGAGACAAACCACCUCUUACUGACAUUGGAGUUCUGUAUGAAGGGAAAGAACGCAUUAUUGCAGGCUGUGAGGUGAUUCAAGCUACUCCUUAUGGUCGUUGCGCUAAUGUUAACAACAGUUCGGCUUCUUCUCAACGCAUCUUUAUCACAUAUCGAAGGGCUCCUCCAGUACGACCUCAGAAUUCAUUGGCAGUGACAGAUAUUUGUGUUAUUGUUACGAGCAAAGGAGAAACACCUCCUCAUACAUUCUGCAAAGUUGAUAAGAAUUUAAAUUGUGGUAUGUGGGGUUCCAGUGUAUACCUUUGUUACAAGAAGUCAGUGCCAGCUUCUAAUUCUUUAGCAUAUAAAGCUGGCUUAAUUUUCAGAUAUCCUCAAGAGAACUAUGAAUCAUUCCCACUGUCAGAAUCUGUACCUCUCUUCUGCCUUCCUAUGGGAGCUACUAUUGAGUGCUGGGACCCUCAAACCAAAUAUCCACUACCAGUAUUCUCAACAUUUGUACUGACCUGCUCUUCUGCAGAAAAGGUUUAUGGUGCUGCUAUUCAGUUUUAUGAGCCUUAUCCCCGAGAGCUGCUAACAGAAAAACAACAAUUGCAGCUGGGUCUCCUGACAACUGUAGAGAGGAAAGUGAUUACUUCCAAGUCCAUCAAUUCCAACAAAUGCAUCUGCCUUCUCUCACACUGGCCUUUCUUUGAAGCAUUUCGAAAAUUUCUUAUGUUCAUCUACAAACUGUCUGUCUCUGGACCUCAUCCUCUUCCCAUUGAAAAGCACAUAUCCCAUUUUAUGCACAAUAUACCUUUCCCUUCACCACAAAGACCAAGAAUUCUUGUGCAGCUUUCUGCCCAUGAUGCAUUAAUACUGUCUCAGCCAGUUUCUACACCAUUGCCAUUAAGUGGAGCAAACUUCAGCACUCUGCUCAUGAAUCUUGGACCGGAAAACUGUGCCACUCUGUUACUCUUUGUAUUACUAGAAGGCAAGAUCCUCCUCCAUUCUCUUAGACCAGCUGUGUUGACAGGAGUUGCUGAAGCUGUAGUAGCUAUGAUAUUUCCAUUUCAGUGGCAAUGUCCAUACAUCCCACUCUGUCCUUUGUCUCUGGCCACUGUACUCAGUGCACCUGUUCCAUUUAUUGUUGGAGUUGAUUCACGAUACUUUGAUCUGUACGAUCCACCACAGGAUAUUGUGUGCAUUGACUUAGACACAAACAUGGUGUACAUAUCAGAUGAUAAGAAGAGCACUAACUGGAAGCAGUUUCCUAAGAAGCCAUGUAAAAGUCUAAUCAGCACCUUAAAGAAACUGCACCCGCAGCUGGCAGCAGUUCACAGGAAAACUCAAGAAGGCUCUGCAGUGGAGAUGACUCCUAUUGAGGCAGAUUUCUCCUGGCAGAAGAAAAUGACAGAACUCGAGAUGGAGAUCCAGGAAGCUUUUCUUCGUUUUAUGGCAUCUAUUUUAAAGGGUUACAGAACAUACCUCAAGCCAAUCACGCAGGCACCUUCAAAUAAAGCAACUGCUGCUGAUUCGUUGUUUGACCAUCAAGGAUUUUUAAAAAGCAGAGACCGUGCCUAUACAAAAUUCUACACACAUCUCACCAAAACACAGAUAUUCAGCCGCUUUAUUGAAGAGUGCAGUUUUGUGAGUGACAAGGAUACUGGCUUGGCAUUUUUUGAUGACUGCAUAGAAAAGCUCUUUCCAGAUAAAGGAAUAGAAAAAGGAGAGAAGGUUGAUGCAGAUUCUGUCGAAGAUGCACGGUUGAUUGAGCUUGAUGAAUCACAAAAAAGUGAACACACAGUGUUCAUAAUGCCACCAGAACCUCCUGCUGAUGAUGGACAGGACCGAGUGCCAAAAUACAGCUAUAAAAACUUCCCACGACUAGAUUUCAAGCUCUUUGACAGGCCACAGGAGCUCAAGCUCUCCUUCAGCAGACACUCAGCUGGAAGCAGCAUUUCAAAUAGUCCAGCACUUAUGGCAAAGAGGACAAAACAGGAGAUAAAAACAGCCCAUAAAUUAGCCAAGAAGUAUUACUUAAGUCCCCCACAAUGGGCAAAGUGUCUCUUCAGUCAUAGUUACAGCCUGUGGUUUAUUUGUCUGCCAGCCUAUGUCAGAGUUGCACAUCUCAAGGUCAAAGCACUGCAGCAGGCGUACGAUGUUCUAAUUAAAAUGAGGAAAACUGAUGUGGAACCACUAGAUGAGGUCUGCUACAGAGUUGUUAUGCAGCUCUGUGGACUGUGGGGUCAGCCUGUUCAGGCUGUGAGAGUCCUCUUUGAAAUGAAAAAUGCUGGAAUACAGCCAAAUGCAAUCACCUAUGGUUAUUACAAUAAGGCAGUCUUAGAGUCAUCUUGGCCUAGCAGUAACCGCAGUGGCAUAUUCCUGUGGACAAAGGUACGAAAUGUAGUUCAUGGCACAGCACAAUUUAGACAAUGCUUAAAGAAAUCAACGCAGAGCCCACGAGUACCUUUCAUAUCAGCUCUGCGAAGUGCCACAGGUGGAAGUGUUGGGGACAUGGUGAGCCAUGGUAGCGUGGAUAGUUCUAAUGAUGCUAACAGUGGGGAGCACGCUGUCUUCGUCAGUGACUUAGUCAGGCUUGAUUCCAUUGAUAAUCACUCUAGCACAGGUGGUCAGUCAGACCAGGGCUAUGGAUCCAAGGAUGAACUUCUAAGAGAUGAUGGGGAUAGCCUUCAUUCAGCUGAAACACAAGCAGAGAAAGAUACUUCUUCUAAAGCUGAAGAUCUAAUAGGAGAGGUUUUUAAUGAGAAAUUUGAUGAAAAGCGACAGCUGAAUAUAGAAACUCAUAGUCCAACAGACCCACCUGCUUGGGGUAGCAGUAUUGUGAAAGUUCCAUCUGGCAUUUUUGAUAGCAGUGGAAGGAAAAGCAAAACUGGUUCUAGCCCACUGGUCAUAACUCAGGAUUCAGCUGAAGAUACGCUCUUUGGUGAUGUUUCUCCUAAGAAAACAAGUGAAAAAAGACAGAAGAGGCAGAAACUGUUUUCAGAGAGAAGCUGCAGUUUCAGCAGUGACAGCAGAGCAGGAAUGCUCAUGAAAAAAGGCAGCUUGGACUUGCAUUCUAAAGAACUGGCAAUAAUGAUGGGAGCAGAUGCCAAGAUCCUAACAGCAGCUUUAUCUGGGGCUAAAACUUCACCCUCUCACACGAGCAAAUCCCACAACAUUGAAAGUAUCAUUGACCAGGAGGUUUCUGGCGUAAGUGGCAUGUGGAAUUGUGUGACUGAGAGUGACUGGGAAUUGGAGCAUAGGUCUUCACCAGUGCUGGAAGAACCUGGGGAAGGGCAUGAGCAUCUUGAGAAUGGAAGAGAUGAAAACUUGACCACAGUGGAAGCCCUAAACCUAAAACAGUCAGUUGAAUCAAAAAAUGAGAAACCAGAAUCCAAAGAUGCAAGUACUAAAAGGAAUAGCCUAUGUGGAGUGCUUAAGCCUAUUGAAAGGGAAGAUGUUGAAGUAGGCUUGGAUCCUUUAUCUUUGCUGGCUACUGACAGCACAGACCAAAGGCAUUUGGAACCUGAGGAAAAGUUGGUGUCACCAGUUGCAGCACGUAAUUUGGCAGAUGAAAUAGAAAGUUAUAUGAAUCUGAAGAACCCCUUGGGUAAUAAGUUUCCCAGCAUGGAACUGCACAAGCCAGAUAGAGAAGCCUCUGAUACACUUGGUCACUCCCAAGAAAGGAGGUCAAGCCUGCCUUUGGAUCCUGUCUUGCCAUUCCCAAAGUCUUCUGAAAGUCAGAGGAGUCCUUCUGUUUCCAGAUCCAAAACAUUCACUGUACAACCAAAGCAACAAACCCAUCUGCAAGUUCAAAAGGAGCGGUCUUCAUCUUUGACAGGACUGGGUCGUUCUUCUCCACAUGGCUCUUUAGGAUCUGUUGUAACAACUUUAUCCAGUCUGAAGCUGGACAAUAUACUGUCUGGACCAAAAAUGGAUGUCCUGAAAUCAGGCAUGAAGCAGGCUGCCAAUGUAGCCAGUAAGAUGUGGGGAGUUGUAACUUCAGCAUAUAGUUACUCAGAUGAUGAGGAAGAAAACAAUCGACCAGACUUUAACUUCCCGGCUGGUUUUGAAGAUAAUAUUUUGGGAGAUAAUCUGACAUCAAGAACUGGCGUUCCAGGGCUCAUUACAAAUGAGCUUGCACAAAGCACUACUAGUCUUGGCAGUAGCAGUAGCAGUGGAGAUGCAGGAAGACAGCAUUACAGUGCAGGUGAAGUUUUAUUGCCAAGAAGUAUGAAAGUACAAGAUUCUGAGAAGUCAGAGCAAAGCUCUUCACAUAAUACUAGCCUAUCCAGCAUUUUCCAGAACUAUGCAAUGGAGGUAUUGAUGUCUAGCUGCUCUCAAUGUAGAGCUUGUGGUGCUUUGGUUUAUGAUGAAGAAAUUAUGGCUGGAUGGACAGCUGAUGAUUCAAACUUGAAUACUACCUGUCCUUUCUGUAAAAGUAUCUUCUUACCUUUACUUAAUAUUGAAUUUAAAGACCUACGUGGCUCUGCAAGCUUUUUCCUGAAGCAAAGUACUUCGGGAGAUAGUUUACAGAGUGGUACCCUUCCAUUAACCGCGGACCCCCUGGAGCAGAAGCUGUUGUCCAGUCCAGCUGUUGCUGACUUGAUCAGUUUUUCAGAUCACCCACAGUCCAGCCACACCAUAGCUGAAGAAACUAGCUCUGCAGCUGAGCAGAGUGAUGUGGCAGAAGAACAGAGUAAAGAUCCCAGAACCCUGAAGACAUCUUCCAAUAAUGCACCAAAAAGGGGAGUGUCCUUGACUCGGAGCCACAGUGUUGGAGGUCCACUGCAAAAUAUUGAUCUUUCCCAGAGACCAUCUCAUGGAAUUUCAACAGUUAGUCUUCCAAACAGUCUGCAGGAAGUUGUGGAUCCUUUAGUAAAAAGACCUAAUCCUCUCCCUGUAUCUGUGCCCUACUUGAGCCCUUUGGUAUUGCAUAAGGAGCUUGAAUCACUGUUGGAAAAUGAGGGAGAGCAAGUAAUUCAUACAUCCAAAUUCAUCAAUCAACACCCCAUAAUUUUCUGGAACCUAGUUUGGUAUUUCCAACGGUUGGAUCUGCCUAGCAACUUACCUGGACUCAUUUUAACAUCUGAACACUGUAAUGAUGGAGUGCAGCUUCCUUUGACGUCUCUUGCUCAAGAUAGUAAGCUAGUAUACAUCCAUCUUCUGUGGGACAAUAUCAACCUCCACCAAGAACCAGGGGAGCCCCUGUAUAUAUCUUGGAGAAAUCUCAAUUCUUCUGAAAAGAGACCCUCCACACUGGCAGAAGAUCAGCAGGCAACAAACACUUUGCUGGAGAACAUUAAACUAAGUAUUCAACACAAUAAUGUUGUUAAACCAAUCAACCUGCUUCUACAGAAGGUUAAGCCAGAUGUGAAACGACAGAGGAGUUUUUACAGAGAAAUUCUUUUCCUCUCUCUGGUGUCUCUUGGAAGAGAGAACAUUGACAUUGAGGUUUUUGAUAGUGAAUACAGAAUUGCACAUAAAAAUCUACCAAAGGAAGUUCUUGAAAAGAUGCACAAAAUAGAUGCUCCACCAAGCAGCAGGGUUGAGUGUUGUAGGAAGUGCUUUGGAGCACCUUUAAUAUGAAAAUGAGGAAGACCCCGGUGUGACAAAAGUAGAGAUGAACAAACCAGGAGCAUGGUGAUAUGUACACUUUGAAUCCCAAAAGGUGAUAUCUGAGCAAUUUGUCAAAGCAAUUUCCUUGAGAUACAUCAUAUAUUUUUGUCUCACGAAACAGUGUAAAGUAUGUUAAAAUGUUUUUAAACUAUAUUAAUGGGGUGAGUUGGUUUCAGCGAUUGAUCUGCUUUUUUUCACUGUAUAUACUUUUUGUCUUUCCUCAGAUCAUUCUCCCACAACAUGAAAUUGUUCAAAAAGGUGAUGAUAGAACAGCCUCUUAAGUUGCUGAUAUAAGAGCCACCAAUAUUUAUGUAUUUUAAUGAACUACUUUUCCUGCCACAGAAUACUUAGGUUCUUCACUACUACUACAAAAUAGCCUUUCCCUAAAGAAGGAUUUUUUUAUUAGUGUGCAGUAUGUGUGUAUGAAUGUAAAUACUUGAGUCCUUGCAUUGGAAAUUGCAAUGCAGUUGCUUUUAUCAGAUCACAGUACCUGAAAUUGCUACCCUUUCCCUGGCCCUUGUCCCAGUAUUCUAAAUUAUCUUUGGCUGACAUUUUCAUAAUGUAUGUCUGCAGUUGUAAAAACCACUCAGUUUUUCUGUAUUCUCUGUCUGACACAUUAAAGAUCCUAUGAAUGUGCUGCUGCUUUCUCCAAGACAAUGAUGGGCUUCUACACAAAGCAGCUCAGAAAUGGAUGGCUUUCUAAAAACUUUUUUUAGGAAGCUUUAAAAUGGCAUUAGAAUUUAUACAGGGUUUGUUAAACAGAUGCUGUCUGAAAAAAAAAUUACUCUCUAUACUGUAUGCAUGUGUGCUUGAAAGGUAUCUUUUCCUUUAAUUCUUCUGUCACCCUUUUCCAUGGUUUUAUACUAGCCUGUGGUUAAUUAUUUUGCACUGAUAGUCCAAAUUCAAUAUUUCAAUUAAAAUGUAUUUAUAAAUGUGGUCUUCAAGGUAUAUAUUAGCACAAAUGAAGUGUUUGCGUGUAUGAUCUGGAAAGAUGAAUCCAUCUUUUGGAUUGCUUCUAGUAGAUGAGACACUUCCUCACCUCACAUUCUAACUGACUCUAGUAGUCAUAGUCUUGGCAAAAGCCUGGAUGCUGAUUAACAAUUUCAGUGUUUCAAUUACUUGAGGAAUGGGAUAAGGUUGAUUCCAAUUUUUUUUUUUUUUGUGAAAUUUGAUGGUAUGGCUUUUCUGAUGAAAAUCUAGGGGUAACCCUAGAUUCAGGGGAAAAAAUAAGGUUUGUAGCAUGUUAAAGGAGCAUAGCUAAAACUAUAGUCACAUCUCAGUAUGAAUGUAUUUGCUUCAUAGUACUCUCUUAAAAUGAUGAGGGAUGAAGGUCUGUCUGCAAGAGCUUUUACAUGAAACAAGAAAGCUAACUCUUGUUUUUUUCAUGAGGCUACGGCAAAGGAUUUGCACUAUUCAUAACAAAAUACAUUUGUGUCAUAGACUGAUUUCCUUGUAUUUUGUCUAUAAGUGCUGAUCCAAAGUUUAUAUGGGGAUAUUAUCUGGACAGAUUCUUUCCUAAUGAAAAUAUUGUGCUUUCUCAACAAUCAAAAGCAAGAAAGCACAUGGUGACUUCAUUUUUUGUUUGGGUUUGGGUUUUUUUUUCGUCCUGUAUUCUUUAGUUUUAUGCAUGGUUGCUUGCAGGUAUCUGAUCUGCAUCACAAUGGAAGUGUAGAGCUUAAUUCUUCAUAUUUUCCUCUCUUCUUCAAUUACAUAAUUGACAUGCACAGUUCCAUCCUUUCAAGGUAAAUUGUCUGUGUGAAGCACUCAUCCAAACAAUUCUUAUACAAAUCAAACCAGCAAAUUUUCUUGUAUUGUUCUAUACUUAUCUUAAAUGUACAGCUAUACAAAGACAGUUUCUAAAUGUUAAAUGGACAGAUCAUAUGAUUAUGUGGUGCAAUUUGCAAAGAAUCAAAUUUUAGCUAUCCUUAACUUCUCCUCGCUCAUUAAAUUACAAAGAAAAUCUGUGCAGUGAGUACUGUUUUAAGUAAUUGGUGACAUUCAAAUUGUUUUAAACCAUUGUAAAUAACAUUAUUAUAAACUGGAUCAUGUAAGAGAUCACUUUGAUUUCAAAAUGACCUUCCCAUCCAUAGCUAAAAAUACAGAUAAUUCAGGCAGUAGUGGUGUAGAAAGAGCAAAGCAGGUUGUGUCAUAGCAUCUAGUGCUAAAUGUUAGACUUUCCCCAGGUAUGUACACUAAACAAAACCAAAACGAAAACCCAAACCAACAGCUGCCCCUCCUGCCCCAGCAUAACAACAGCAACAAAAAAACCACAAACUAAAUCCUGAAGGGAACAGGACAACUGCAGGAUUGAACUGACUUUGACUUGUUCCUUCAUACUGGCAUUUCUAUACACUACAAAUUAAUUCAUACUCCUUGUGUAUGUACCUGGAUUUCAGAGUGGUAGAAGUCCUGCAUGUAUUUACUUGAAAUCUUGAAUCUGCCUACUGUAAUUAAUUCUUUAAUAUAUAAUGACAAAGAGUGCUUACUCUUUAUAAUUUGGAUUUUUUAAUGCCUAGUUUUAAUAGCUAAUGAAUCAGCUGGUCCUUGAAUAAAAUCUGUAGUUCAAAUGAAAAGGAAGAUCUCUGAAUGCAGUUUGUUUGUUAGAUUUUCAGCUAAGUGGUUGGGCGGGGUAAAGUUCACAAAAAUUUGAAAGGAAUUAAGAACUGACUAUUUUUUCCUAGUUGUUUUCUUUCCUUACAAAUACAUGAUGGCACUCCCUGUUCUUCCUUUGACUGUUGGUUCUACUACAGAGAGAUUGCAGGUUUUCCUACACAAACUUUCAGAGAUGUAGGCUCCUCUAACUUGAAUGCUGAAAGAACCGUGAAUGUGCAUAAUAGAAGGGCAGGGCAUAAGAUGCAUAGCACGGCUAAAUACUCACAUGGUCAAAAAUUUGGCCUUGCAAACACUUUUGUCUUUCUGAAAAUUGCACUCUGAAGGCAUAGUAAGUUUUUCCCUGCUAGUAAACAGCAUGAACUUCCUGGGCUACAUAGGAAUGACCUAGCUACCUAUGACUGCUCAUAAUUAGUGGACACUCCACUCCUAGUAAUACAAAUUUAUCUGAAUCCGUAAUGCAUGAACGAAGUGUACAGUGUUGUGAAGGAGGGAUAAGCUUGAUCUUGGUUCUGUUUUUCUCUUGGUGUAAGCAGAAACAGAAGCAUGUUGCUCACUUGCAAAGCUCUUGCUUCCACAUACUCUUUGUAGUAGCUCCAAAGCCAGUGCUCAGGCAAUGGUUUUCUGUGUGCAUUUUGGAAUUGGCACAUGAAGAAAAAGGUUGCAGGUCAAUAGUAACUUCCAAGCCCGCAGUGUGUGCAGAAAGCGAGGGUUUAAAACAAACAUUACAUACAUGGAUGUAAACUGUUAACGAAUUUCAAGUAAGCCCCAAAACUUUGAAAGUUUGUGUUGGAAUAAUAAUUAUUACAGAGAAGCUUCCUUGAACUGUUGUGUUAAAGACACUGAACUGCAGUCAGUUAUGCUGAGAAGAUUGCAUCUUUCACCCAGCUAUAAAAAUUACCUAUAGUUCUAGUUUAUCAAAAUAGCUGGUUUUUUUUUCAGAAUUAAAACAUCAAAUGGAGUCUUACAGGUUUUGGUUUGUUUUAAAUCAGGAUUCUUAAGUGACAAAGAUUUAUUUAUAAAUUAUAUUCUGCCACAUUACCAAGAUGUCUUUCAAAACCUAGUGGGUAAAGGAGACUGAUGUGGCUGUGGUAUCGGCACAGUAAUAGGUACCAGCUUUUAUUACAUGUUACUAGAAGCAUCUCUGUGUUACUCAUAUUCUGUCUUCGCAUUUUAUAUGACUCCAGUUUAGACAAUACAAUUUUAAUGGAAAAUAUUUUAUUUAGUAUAUGGUUUCAAACUAAAUUAAUUUGUUUUGCAAUUAACUUAGCCUUGUUCCUAGUGGAAUUUCACAGUGGUUAAGCUCAAGCUACGUUGCACUUGUGAAUGAGUGAUUUUUAUUCCAUUUUAACUGUGAAUUAAUGGCUUUUUGUAUUGCUGCAGCUAGAAGAGUAUACCUUUCAUUGAGUUUACUGCUUUCCUUGAGUAACUGCAACAUAGGGGAUAUUUUCAAAAUGUAUAUUAAAUUAGAUCAUAGAAAUUAUAUUUUUAAAAGAAAUUGUUAAAAUGUAAGUAACAGAGAAAUCCACUCAAUAGUUUUAUCUUUUUAAAACUUUUAAUUAAGCAAUUAUUUCAAUGCAGAUAACUUGAUUAAAUGGUAAGCAGGUCAUCUUAUUAUUCACAUAACUGUACCUUUUCAACAAAAGUUUUUUUUUUCUUUUAACUAAUAAAGACAUUAAAAUGCCUUCUGUAUAUCAGCUGUUCAUUAUGGACCUUUUUAAAACACACACACACAGCCCUGCAACGGUUAAAGUCUUGAAACUGAAUGGUUGAAUUGGACUCCAGAUUUGUAUUCCACUGUGCUAUGUAUAUUGUAAUGCGUAAGAGAAGAGAAACGGAUGGUCUUUCAGUGCCUACAUCAGUGGUGCAAAAAAAAGGGAUUGUUUGCUGGUUGUUUAGAAGCACAUUGAACUCCUUUUAGGAGCUUAGAAUAAACAGUAUUGUAAUGAGGAUGAAAGGAUGUCAUGUGAAUAAAUUAUCAAUUAAGUGAGCUGGGAAGUUUAAUGCAAUAAAAUUUGCACUAUUUUAGAAACUGUUUCGAACUGUUGAAAAAUGGCAUCCAUGUACUGUGCUUUGAUUAACAAAUGUUUCUCUGUAAUGUUUUUGUACAUUUGACAAAUAUUUUUUGAGUUUAAAAGGGCACUCUGCAUAUUCUGAAUUACGUAUAGAUAUCCUAAACUAAGAAGCAAUUUUUAACGUAUUUCCCAAAAUAAAAUAUGUAUGCGUCCUGUG
Molecule: messenger RNA, 10868 nt
Organism: Melopsittacus undulatus (budgerigar)
Lineage: Eukaryota; Metazoa; Chordata; Aves; Psittaciformes; Psittaculidae
Gene: DENND4C
Product: DENN domain containing 4C
Exons: 33
Coding region: 147-5996 (1949 amino acids)
Biological process (GO): regulation of Rab protein signal transduction
Cellular component (GO): cytoplasmic vesicle
Molecular function (GO): protein binding
Source: RefSeq, a predicted model, not a curated record